AUGGAGGGAGUGUGUGCCGCAGCGUUCACGGCUUUUUCCGUGGCUUAUUCCGGGUACUUUUUCACCCACCUGGCGCGUCACAUCACCCGUGCCUGGAGAGGAUCUGGUCUUUGGAGCCCAAAACCAACCUGGGAGUCUCCUGUGGCUGCGUGUCUUCCUGAAGAAGAGGCCAAAGGGGAGGAGGAUGCCCAGCCAACUGCACCUGCUGCCACUGCAGGGCCUGAGCAUCCAGCAUCAAGCACAAGGGCAGGGUCAGCACCUGCUCCGGCUGCCUCUGGACCCGAGGAAGAGGCUGAAGAGGAGGAAGGUGCCGAUGAACCUGCCCCCGCUGUCAUCCCACGGCCCGAGGAAACAUCAUCAAGCUCCACCUCCUCUGUGCUGGCACCUGCACGGGCUGCAGCGGAAGGCUCUGAAGAAGGCUCCGGUCCCCAGGCUGGAAGCUCAAGCACGAGCAGCUCGUGCACCUGGAGCACGACUAGCUCCUCUGGCAGCAGAGAGCAGCUGCGAGAGAGGACAGAGGACAAGUGCCUGGCCAUGCUGAAGAUGCUGGUGAGCGAGGGAGAUCCUGAGGCGAAAUACACAGAACUGGAAACUAUUGGCAAAGGAAAAGACAUUGCCAGCAUCCAGGUGUCCAUGCCACGCCUUCGGACCACAGCUAUAACUGCUGACCAGUACUGA
Messenger RNA from Motacilla alba alba, 678 nucleotides. Its product is annotated as serine/threonine-protein kinase PAK 3-like. The record is from RefSeq and is a predicted model, not a curated record. The coding region runs from base 1 to 678 and encodes 225 amino acids. The transcript is spliced from 7 exons. Lineage: Eukaryota; Metazoa; Chordata; Aves; Passeriformes; Motacillidae.